Durusdinium trenchii is the source of this 3366-nucleotide messenger RNA. The record is from the annotation of a GenBank genome assembly. Lineage: Eukaryota; Dinophyceae; Suessiales; Symbiodiniaceae.
AUGGCGCGAACCAAAGAGCUCAGCGCUGCUUAUCGGGCAGUCUAUUUGGCCUCGCCCUUGAAGUUCUCCACACACUUGCACGCAUUCUCUCGUGUGGUGCCCAAGUACUACAUCAAUCCUUGGGAGAAGAACCCCUACAAGUUUCAGCACCACAAGCUCCAUGGCACUCGUGCACGGAAGUACGGCAAGUUCGGUGUUUGGACCUUUCCUCAGCCCUUGGGCCGCGUCAGCCCGCCCAGCGCCCGCGGCACUGCCGACGCCGGCGCUGCGGCGGAGGCGAGCGCCGCGCAGCCGGUGCCGGGGCUGCUGGGCGCGCGGGCGCUGGUGGAGGCGGCACAGAAGGCCCAGGUGGAACGAGUGGAGGACUUUGCUUUCUGGGAGCAGGUCGCAGAGCGGACAGUGAGUCUGCGCGACAUCAUGGACGUGGGCGAUUUGGCUGUGAUUUUGGAUGCGUUGUUGACGGCCAACCACCGUCACACACAUCUCAUGAAGACCGUGUCACGUGAGUUGAUCGAUGACGUGGACAAGCUGUCCUUGGUCGAGGCCGCGGUGAUCCUCAAUGCCUAUGCGCAGUUUAAUUGUGAAAGCAAGCUGAUGCUGAAGGCGUUUGCAGAACACGUGGUGAGGCUGCUUUCCGGGCAGAGCUACACCAGCACGGAGCCUGAUGAAAGGUAUGGGUCCCAGGCAGCAGAUCCGCAGACCUUGGCGGUCCUCAGCAAGGCCGUUGCCACGCUCAAGUACCAGGAACGUAUGGAGCUCGUGUCGACCUUCAACGAACGGAGCCCCGAACGAGUUCGGACGAACCAAAGGUUGGCCACCACGACGCUUCUCGCUCGCCAGGAUGCCGAGAUGAUGCGUGCGGUGCGCUCGGCGCUGAUCGAUCGGAUCGAGGACCCGCGUCCCGCGGGGCGCGGAGACGUCUUCCGCCACGCUGCGCGGCGGUCCUAUAAACCGUCCAUGGAAGAUGCAGAGGAAGUGAAGUUCGAUGCCAUCACUCAACGCCUCCGACCCCUUUGCGAAGGCCUGGACGCCAACUAUGUGGACCCAGUGCCGGUGACACAGAAGGUCAUCGAGGGCUUCUACAAUGGCAUCGCCACCGCCGAGAUCGACACCUUAGCUGCCGAGACGUGUGCUUACAUGUCUCAGAAGCAUCCUGACUUUUCCAUCCUUGCGGCGCGUAUUGCUGUUUCGAACUUGCACAAGAACACCUCUGACUCCUUCUAUGAGACAUGCAAGCUCUUGCAUGGCUACGUGGACGAACAAGGGAGGCCAGCAGGUAUGAUUGCAGAUGACAUGUGGGAGUUCGUGCAAGCGCAUGCCAGCGCCAUCGAUGAGGCCAUUGACUACAAAAGAGACUUUGGCUAUGACUACUUCGGCUUCAAGACCAUGGAGAAGUCCUACCUCUUGCGCGUGAAAGGAGCCUGUGCAGAACGUCCUCAGCACAUGCUGAUGCGCAGUGCGUGUGGGAUUCACUGUGGAAACCUGAGAGCCGCCCUGGAGACCUACGACCUCAUGUCGAGGAAGUACUUCACUCAUGCUACGCCCACGCUCUUCAACGCAGGGACACCCAAGCCCCAGAUGUCUUCUUGCUUUCUCUUGAAGCUGAAGGACGACAGCAUUGAGGGCAUCUAUGACACUUUGAAGCAGUGCGCGCUGAUCUCCAAAUCCGCCGGUGGCAUCGGUGUGGCAAUCAGCAACGUCCGCGCCAGCGGCUCCUACAUUCGUGGCACCAACGGCUACAGCAACGGCCUGGUGCCCAUGCUGCGGAACUUCAACGAGACCGCGCGCUAUGUGGAUCAGGGCGGUGGCAAACGUAAGGGUUCCUUUGCCAUGUACCUGGAGCCCUGGCACGCCGACGUCUACGACUUCAUUGAACUCCGCAAGAACCACGGCAAGGAGGAGCAACGUGCCCGUGAUCUCUUCUUGGGACUCUGGAUCCCAGACCUCUUCAUGAAGCGCGUGAUGGAGCAGAAGGACUGGACCUUGUUCUGCCCCAAUGAGGCCUAUGACCAGGAGACAGGAAAGGGUUUGAUGGAUCUUUGGGGAGAAGAAUUCGAACGUCUCUAUGAGAAGCUGGAGGCAGAAGGGAAGGGUCGAAAGACGGUGAAAGCCCAGCACUUGUGGUUCCGAAUCCUAGAGGCUCAGAUGGAAACGGGCACUCCCUACAUGCUCUACAAGGAUCACUGCAACCGGAAGUCCAAUCAGCAGAAUCUGGGCACCAUUCAUUGUUCCAACUUGUGCACCGAGAUCAUCGAAUAUACCUCUCCGGAUGAGGUGGCGGUGUGUAACUUGGCCUCCAUUGCUUUGCCCUCCUUCGUGAAGAAUGGAGAAUACGACUUCCAGAAGCUCUAUGAGGUCACGAAGGUGGUCACCAAGAACCUCAACAAGGUGAUUGACCGGAACUACUACCCCGUUGAGGAGGCUCGCCGCUCCAACAUGCGCCACCGACCAGUAGGCCUUAGAGUUCAGGGCUUGGCAGAUGCCUUCCUCAUGCUGAAAUUGCCCUUCGAAUGUGAGGAGGCCAAGCGCUUGAAUGAAGACAUCUUUGAGACCAUCUACUUCGCUGCCUGCGAAUCCUCUUGCGAACUCGCCGAACUCCACGGGCCCUAUCAGACCUACGCCGGAAGCCCGGCGAGCAAAGGUCAGUUGCAGUUCGAUCUUUGGAACCGCGCGCCCAAGAGUGGACGUUGGGAUUGGCAAGGCCUUAAGGCGCGGAUUGCAGCGCACGGGCUGCGGAACUCCCUGCUGGUGGCACCGAUGCCGACCGCCAGCACUGCACAGAUCUUGGGGAACAACGAGUCCUUUGAGCCUUACACGCAGAACCUCUACGUGCGGCGCGUGCUCUCUGGAGAGUUUGUCCAGGUGAAUCGGCACCUGCUCAAGGACCUCAUCUCUCGAGGCCUAUGGACCGAUGAGACCCGUGUGCAGCUCAUCGCGCAGAACGGCAGCGUGCAACGCAUGGACUUGCCGCAGGACGUGAAGGAGCUCUACAAGACUGUUUGGGAGAUCAAGCAGCGCUGCGUCUUGGACAUGGCAGCAGAUCGUGGUGCCUACAUCGAUCAGUCUCAGUCCCUGAACAUCCAUAUGUUGGAUGCGAACACCGGCAAGUUGAGCUCCAUGCAUUUCCACGGUUGGAAGCUGGGGUUGAAGACCGGGCUUUACUACUUGCGCACCAAGGCCGCUGCGGAUGCGAUCAAGUUCACCGUAGAUGUGGAGGCCUUGAAGAGGAGCGGUUCUGACUCGGAGGGCACCCUCAGCAGCAGCGUGAGUGGAAGCUCGUCGAGCUGCUCGGGCUCGUCGAAGGCGGUCAUCGAAGCCUUGAAGGCGGAGAAGCCGAAGUAUGAAUGCAUCAAUUGCGCAAGCUAA